Molecule: messenger RNA, 983 nt
Organism: Gastrolobium bilobum
Lineage: Eukaryota; Viridiplantae; Streptophyta; Magnoliopsida; Fabales; Fabaceae
Exons: 4
Coding region: 49-450 (133 amino acids)
Source: RefSeq, a predicted model, not a curated record
AGGAGAACAAAAUCAGAGAGUGAGGAAGAAAGAACGGAGGAGAGAGAAAUGGUGGGAGGGAAGAGAAGGUCAAUCUUAGUGUGUAUGGCUUUUCUAAUGUUAAUGGGUAUUGCAGUCUAUUUCAGGCUUUGGGCUAUUGACUACAAUAUUUCUUCUGAUGACACUGAGCUCUUAAGAAGACAAUUUGAUAUUGCUAACAGGGAGGCAAUGGAUGAAUCUGCUGAGUGGAGGCUAAAGUAUGAUGAGGAGGUAGAUAGGGCAAAAAAAUGUUUACAUGAACUUCAAGUGUUUCAGGAGUCCUCUAAGAAGAUGGGGGAUGCUUCUUCUGGGAUUAACCAUAAAUUGGCGAUACUGCAAAAGGAGAAUGCAGUCUUGCUUGAAAGGGUGGAAACUUUAAAACGAGAGCUUGAAGAGGAAAAGUUUAAGUGCAAUUCACGAUACAUGAACUAAUCAUGAAAGCAUUUACGCCAAGUGGAUUUUUUGUGUCACUUUAUCCUUCAGUGGUUUAUUCUUAAGCACAAAUGUUUCAAAGAUAUUUGCAGCAUACAAAAGAGUUUUCAACCAUGGAAAAAUUUGACUGUAUGAUUGAUGGUCUCAAAUUUUCACCGGCCAUCCUGGGAAUAGAAAUUACAUGAGUCACACUAAUCAUUGCGGUUUUUAUUUUUGGGGGUUGCAUUCCCCCCUGUACUUUCUUAUGGACAAAUGAUGAUGGAACUUUAUUUUAUUUUAUUUUAUUUUUUGUAUCUCCAGAUGAUGAGUAAUAGUUUACGAUGUUUCACUUUCUUUGAUGUAGACCGGUUGUCCUCUGUAUACUUCAAUUGUAUUAUGGGCUAGCAUCUUGCUAAUCCAGUUUGUCUUUUGUAACAGAUAUCCACUUUUUUUUUUUUUAUUCACUAUUGUGAUAUACUGAUACCAUAAUGAGAUCCGGAACUUGCAGCAUUUUUAUUAUUUCUUUUUUAUUUAUAGUUGAUUAACAGAAUGGA